Molecule: messenger RNA, 1535 nt
Organism: Podospora bellae-mahoneyi
Lineage: Eukaryota; Fungi; Ascomycota; Sordariomycetes; Sordariales; Podosporaceae
Gene: RRP36
Product: rRNA biogenesis protein rrp36
Exons: 2
Coding region: 222-1217 (331 amino acids)
Biological process (GO): maturation of SSU-rRNA from tricistronic rRNA transcript (SSU-rRNA, 5.8S rRNA, LSU-rRNA)
Cellular component (GO): 90S preribosome; nucleolus
Source: RefSeq, a predicted model, not a curated record
GCUUGCUCUCCAACAUUUUUUUCCAACUGGUCAACUACAUGGCAAUCAAGGUUCGCCUUCUAUCGCGAAAUCUCAUCAACCACCCAAGACGGCACCGACACUACACACCGUCAAACAAUCUAAACAAGCGAUACAGAAUCUCAAUACCUGACUCAGUUAUUCUCAUUCACGCUCAUCACUCCUGCCGGUACUUUGCAAACAAGCGUCACUCAUAAACCACCAUGUCAUCCGUCAAACGCAAGCAGCCGCCUGCCACUCUCCUGCAAAGGCGCGUUCGCCCCAGGUAUGAGCCGGAGCCUGAAUCAGAUGUCGAGGAGAUGAGCGAUGCGCCAAGUGAGGAGGGUGCCGGGUUUGACAGUGAAGAGGACGAGGUCAUGAGUGAGGCUGAGAUGAGAAGCGGCAGCGAUGAGGAAAACUCUGAACUCGGCUCAGACCCCGAAGACGGCGAGGAUGAAUCGGAAGAUGACACCCCCCAACCCACCCACCAGCUCUCCUUUGGCGCCCUCGCCAAAGCCCAAGCAGCCCUAGGCGACAAGCUCAACAAGCGCAAGCGCCGCUCCAGCAGCGCCGCUUCCGAAGCGUCCAGCUCUCGGGGUAACAACAACAACGACAACAAGUUUUCUCUUGAGAAGAAUCACAAGAAACCCCUGGAAAAGCCCUCCCGCACAAGCAAACACGCCCCUGUCGAGUUGUCGUCAAAACGCCAGGUCUCCCGCCGCCGUGACUUCCUCCUCGACCCGACCUCGACCAAACCCCAGCAUCGCGACCCCCGCUUCUUUGCGCCCUCCACCAUGUCGGCCACGUCGAAAAUAGACGAGAUCAAAGCCCGAAAAGCGUACGCUUUUUUGGAUGAGUACCGCGAGAAGGAGAUGCAGGAGCUUCGGGUGGCGAUCAAGAAGAGCAAGAACGCGGAGGAGAAGGAGAAGCUGCAGAAGGCGUUGCUGUCGAUGGAGAGCAAGAAGAAGGCGCAGGAGAGGAAGGACAAGGCGCAAAAGGUGCUGGAUGAGCACAAGAAGAAGGAGAAGGAGCUGGUGAGGCAGGGGAAGAAUCCUUUCUAUCUGAAGAAGAGCGAGCAGAAGAAGAGGGUGGUGGUGGAGACGUUCAAGGGGAUGAAGAAGGGGCAGGUGGAUAGGGCGAUUGAGAGGAGGAGGAAGAAGGUGGCGGGUAAGGAGAAGAAGUUGCUGCCUUGGGCUCGGAGGACGGUGGAGGAUCGGUGAUUUGUUUGGGGGGUUAUGGGGCACGAGUUGGGAAGGGUAGGGGUUUGUAGGUGGUUGGAAUGGUUGGUUGAUAGUGACGGUGAGCGGGUCGUCUAUUAGUCGGCCCGUUCGUCGUUCCUAUUAACAUUCCAACUAUAAUAUCAUUAAGUCAGACAUAGCUAUAGUAAGCGCUAGGGUACGUUUGCUUGUCUUGAUCCCGGAUGUAGUUGUGAUUAUUCGUGGAGGGGGUUGGUAAAAUAGUAAUCUCUUUUAGCAGACAUGCUCUCCAGGCGUCUUCUACCCAAGACACGACACAGCUUGCCUUGACGCUUUCUGCAU